Molecule: messenger RNA, 1527 nt
Organism: Pleurotus ostreatus (oyster mushroom)
Lineage: Eukaryota; Fungi; Basidiomycota; Agaricomycetes; Agaricales; Pleurotaceae
Gene: HER2
Product: Trimeric GatFAB AmidoTransferase(AdT) complex subunit
Exons: 9
Coding region: 1-1527 (508 amino acids)
Biological process (GO): mitochondrial translation; glutaminyl-tRNAGln biosynthesis via transamidation
Cellular component (GO): glutamyl-tRNA(Gln) amidotransferase complex; mitochondrion
Molecular function (GO): glutaminyl-tRNA synthase (glutamine-hydrolyzing) activity
Source: RefSeq, a predicted model, not a curated record
AUGCUCUCUAGAUGCCUCUCCACCACCCCCAUUAGAAGACACGCCUCUACUCUGGGGCCAAAGGCUACUGAUUCUCUGUGGCGCCAAGCAAUAAUCCGUAAGAAUGACUCCAUAAACGCGAUCGUCCAUGUAGCAUCAGAGGACGCGUCGGAAGCCCUAGCAAACGGUCCUCUGCAAAAGGUCGCGAUCGCAGUCAAGGACAAUAUAUGUACGAAAUCAAUGCCAACGACUUGUAGCUCCGCUAUGCUCAAAGAUUUCAGGUCCCCGUACGAUGCAACCGUUGUCCGACUAUUGAAGGAGGCAGGCGCCGACUUGGUUGGAAAAACUAACUUGGACGAAUUCGGGAUGGGCUCCUUGAAUACUUAUUCAAUCCACGGCCCAGUCGUCAACCCGUUCCAACUUCCGAAUGAAGAUUCGUCUUGGGAGAGCAGAGAACAACGAUCUGCAGGUGGAAGUUCUGGAGGAAGUGCAGCUGCGGUCGCUGCCGACAUGUGCUAUGCCGCGCUAGGAACAGAUACAGGCGGCUCUAUUCGACUCCCGGCAUCCUACUGUGGUGUGACUGGAUUCAAACCGUCUUAUGGGCUCAUCAGCAGAUAUGGUGUUGUCUCGUUUGCAGAUAGUUUGGAUUGCGUUGGAGUUAUUGCUAAGACCACAAAACGGGUCCGAGCGGUCGCUGAGGUAAUUAUGGUUCCUGACGCUCGAGACCCCACGUCUGCUUCGCACGCGCUACGAAGUAACGCUAGUUCCCAUUCUCCCCGUCUAAGUGCUACACGUCUGGAUGGUUUGCGAGUUGGCGUUCCUGCGGAGUAUUUCCCCUCAGAACUGGCAACAUCCGUGAUCACGCCCACAAGACGCGUUCUGUCUGCGUUCCAAUCACUUGGUGCCACCAUUGUCUCAGUCAGUCUGCCCUCAACACCCUAUGCAUUAAGUGCGUACUACGUCAUUGCGUGUGCUGAAGCAAGCAGCAAUUUGGCUCGUUACGACGGCGUAGAAUAUGGUCUCAACGUCACGGUACAAAGAACGCGAUCUGGCGACACGGCUAUGCGCAGUUAUGCCGCGACGCGGACGCAAGGAUUUGGACCAGAAGUCCGUAAACGAAUAUUACUAGGAACCUAUGCACUCCGCGCUGAUGCGUUCGACAAUUAUUUCCAACAAGCGCUGCGAGUGCGCCAGCUUGUUCGUGACGACUUCAACAAAACGUUUCGUUCGCCUGAUGUACGAUUCAUGGUGUCUCCUCCAGCUCCUGCUGCUGAUCAGCAUGGCGUCGACAUCAUUGUGCAUCCCACCGCUAUUCAACCUGCGCCACUGAUAGAUGACAAUACCAAGCAAGGCUUGGACGCAUACGUCCAGGACGUGUUGACCGUCCCCGCAUCGCUUGCUGGGUUACCAGCGCUGUCUAUUCGUAGUGAGUCCUCGAUUAGGGACAGCCAUGAGUGGCCAAUCGGUGUCACUAUCGUAGGGCAAUGGGGAUCGGAUGAUAUGGUACUGAGGGUAGGGGAGAUGGUAGAUAUGUCCCUACGGAGUUAA